This is a messenger RNA of Leptopilina boulardi, 915 nucleotides long. RefSeq names its product sentrin-specific protease 8-like. The coding region runs from base 125 to 772 and encodes 215 amino acids. Gene Ontology annotation, biological process: proteolysis. The record is from RefSeq and is a predicted model, not a curated record. The transcript is spliced from 2 exons. Gene Ontology annotation, molecular function: cysteine-type peptidase activity; deNEDDylase activity. Lineage: Eukaryota; Metazoa; Arthropoda; Insecta; Hymenoptera; Figitidae.
AUUAAAGUAAGCUCUUAGCAUCUCGUUUUGACGUUGUUUUGAUAUUUGCAGCAACGUGAAAUAAAUAAAAAAAAUAAUGAUAAAUACAUAAUUCAAGAACUUAAAAACUACAAAAAUAAAAACAAUGACUGACAUUGAUAAAAUAAUAUUAAGUUAUCACGAUUGUCUACUACGUAAAUCGGAUGUCGAUCUUUUAAUCGAACCAAAUUGGAUAAAUGAUGCAUUAAUUGGAUUUUAUUUGGAAUAUUUGGGUAAAACAUUGAAAUUACCAAAUUUUGCAAAAAUUCUUUAUUCAAGUCCUGAAUUAACGCAAUUAUUAAAAAUGACUGAUUCAUCAGAAGUGUCAUUUUUUCUUGAUCCAUUAAAUGCAUUGCAAAAAAAUUUUAUAUUCUUUCCAUUAAAUAAUUGUGAAAGAAGAAAUUCAUCUGGUGGUUCACAUUGGAGUUUAUUGGUAUAUUCAAAAAUUGAAUGUUCAUAUUUUCAUUUUGAUUCAUUAUCUAAAUCAAAUGAAAUAAUUGCACGUAAUUUUAUAAGAAAUCUUGAUAAAUAUUUAAUAAUUGGUGAUAAAAAUGGAACAUUCAUUGAAGUUAAUUCACCACAACAAGAAAAUUGUUAUGAUUGUGGAAUUUAUGUGAUGUGUAUUACUGAUAUUCUCACGGAAUAUGUAACAAAACAUUCAAAAGUUAAAGGUUGUGAUUUAGAGAAUGUUAAAAGACUUGUCUCUGAAAAACGAAAUAAUUUAACGGAAUUAAUAAAUAGUCUCAAGACAUAAUUUGCAAAAAAAAAAAUUAUGAUUUAAUAUUAAGAGAAGAACUUCUGUAUUUCUUCCGCUUGAACACUUCUUUUUUUUUUUUUUUUUUUUUUAAUAGUAAGUUGACAAAUUUUUUUUAAAUAAAAAUUCAUACUUUUUAAAAA